CGACGGCCGUUCACACUGGUCAGAGGAAGCGCGUAUCAGUACACCAGUACAGUUUCGAACUCCAACGUGUCCACACAAGCCCACGAUGCGUCCCAGCACUGCGCUUUUCCUUGUAAUCUUCUCUUGCAUCCAACUGGCAGUAUGGGCCUGUGAAACCGACCAGUCUCAAAACGGAUGCAAGAUCUACGGAGCAUCGUGUACAUGUGGGUACGGAUGUAGGACCGAGUUCAUCUACAGGACGCGAAGGGCUUGCCUCAACGCCUUGAGAGAAAGGAGUUCCAAUAUUUGCAGUCGCUUGCCAUGCUUGAGGGGAAAUUGUAUACAAACUGUUCAAGAUCCAGGUUUCACUUGUAAAUGUGAAGGCACCGGUUUCUACGGGCAACGAUGCGAGAAGGCCUGCCCCUCUAUCCCAAUGCGCGGAAUGGUCUUCCCCCACGAGUGCAUCGUCAUCUGAAGCCCGCAGCCGGAAACUACAGAAGCACCCAUAUUUAUUUAGUCAUCUAAAUAUACUUUAUGUAUAGACCUUAUCAGAUCAAUUUAUUCCUAAAUAAAAUUAGACAUUAUUAAA
This is a messenger RNA of Spodoptera exigua (beet armyworm), 568 nucleotides long. NCBI's taxonomy places the organism in Eukaryota, Metazoa, Arthropoda, Insecta, Lepidoptera, Noctuidae. The record is from the annotation of a GenBank genome assembly.